Molecule: messenger RNA, 453 nt
Organism: Lottia gigantea (owl limpet)
Lineage: Eukaryota; Metazoa; Mollusca; Gastropoda; Lottiidae
Exons: 3
Coding region: 1-453 (150 amino acids)
Biological process (GO): protein refolding; cellular response to unfolded protein
Cellular component (GO): cytoplasm; ribosome
Molecular function (GO): misfolded protein binding; ATP-dependent protein folding chaperone; ATP hydrolysis activity
Source: RefSeq, a predicted model, not a curated record
AUGCAUCUCCUGACAAUUUGUUUCUAUUACAGACAGAGUAAGAGUGAUAUUAGUGAAAAUAGAAGAGCCAUGACUAAAUUAAGAUUGGCAUCUGAAGUAUGUAAACAUACUUUAUCAACAUUACAAAAUGCUCAAUGUGCCGUUGAUUCUCUAUAUGAUGGUAUAGACUUUCACUACAAUGUUUCUAGAGGUCGUUUUGAAGUCUUGUGUAAUAAUUUAUUACAAGAAAGUAUUCAAUUAAUAGAACAAAUUUUACGAGAAACACAACUAAAUAAAUCAGAUAUUCAAAAGGUUAUAUUAUGUGGAGGAGGUAGUAAUGUACCUAUUUUACAGAAGACUAUAGGAGAUUAUUUAAAGGAGUCAACUAUAUUAUCAUCUAUUACCAGUGAUGAGGUUAUAGCUAUAGGGGCUGCUAAACAGGUAUGUCAACUCAAUUAUAAUAUGGAUUUGUAA